AUGGGUCUAUUGCUGGCUGUUAAUGCUGGUAGUCAUCACGAGCCACGAGUGGUUAUCUUACGCUAUUUUGGCGAUAAAAAAAACAAAAAAAAUGUUUUGGGACUAGUAGGGAAGGGUAUAACUUUUGAUAGCGGUGGCUAUGAUUUGAAGCCUUCGCAAUAUUUGCAAUGCAUGAAAUUUGAUAUGUCUGGCGCUGCCGUGGUUUGUGCUUCUUUUUUAGGUUUAGUGCAAAAAAAACCUGCAAUAAAUGUGAUAGCGGUGGCUUGUUUAACCGAAAAUGCUAUUGGCGGACACGCCACUCUUACCGAGUCAGUAAUAACUUCUAUGAACGGCAAAACUGUGGAAAUCAACAACACAGAUGCGGAAGGCCGCUUAGUUUUAGCAGACGGAAUUACUUAUGCGAUUCAAAAGGAAAAAGCAACUAAAAUAAUUACUGUAGCAACUUUAACCGGAGCCUGCGUGCUGGCUUUGGGCGAAAAUACUACCGGAUUGAAUCCGGUAAUGAUAUCAAAGAAAUCAAAAUUAGAAGAUAACAUUGCUAUAGUAAUUCAAGAAGAAGAUAAUGGCAAUAAUAAUAAUGACAAGAAAGUUAAAGAUUGCCCAACUUGCCUUGAAAAAAUAAACUAUGCAUUAGCCAAAUGUGAAGACUGGGAAACUAAAAGAAAAAAACAAUUAGAGGACUUAAAAAAGGAAAAAUGUUUUCAUGAAAAAAACAUUGAUAAUACUCCGCUCUUAUUGCGUACAUCAGGAUAUAGUAAAACAAAAGAUAAAUGCACGAAGUGUCAGCGGGAAUAUGUUUCUAGCAAAUCCAAUAAAGAGGGCGAUAAAAAAACUUUCUCUCAUAAUUGCUCCCAGGAACCCGACAAUCAACGGGACGAGGAAGACGACAACGAUAACUCUAAUAAUAAUAAAAUUGCCGAGAAAUCAACUGUGCGUAAAUAUUGUAAAGAUAAUGAUAUCAAGAGGCUAGAGUAUGAUGAGGGGACUGGCAAAUUGAUAAUUAUUUAUAACAAAAGUGAUAAACCCAAAAGUGAAUUAGAUAAUUUAAAUGAGGAACUUCAAGAAAUAAAAAAUUAUUUGAAAAAGAAUGGACAAAAAGACAACAAAAAUAAAAAAUAUUUCCUAACUGAUAGAGACUGA
Molecule: messenger RNA, 1140 nt
Organism: Paraglomus occultum
Lineage: Eukaryota; Fungi; Glomeromycota; Glomeromycetes; Paraglomerales; Paraglomeraceae
Source: the annotation of a GenBank genome assembly